This is a messenger RNA of Lutzomyia longipalpis, 1968 nucleotides long. RefSeq names its product vacuolar protein sorting-associated protein 45 (gene Vps45). The transcript is spliced from 4 exons. Gene Ontology annotation, cellular component: Golgi membrane. The coding region runs from base 100 to 1821 and encodes 573 amino acids. The record is from RefSeq and is a predicted model, not a curated record. NCBI's taxonomy places the organism in Eukaryota, Metazoa, Arthropoda, Insecta, Diptera, Psychodidae. Gene Ontology annotation, biological process: intracellular protein transport; vesicle-mediated transport.
CAUUAGUGCGUCCCAUAAAGAGCAAGUUUUGCAUCCUCCUGUCUUGAUUCAUUCACAAAAUAUUUUCCUGGAAGAAAAUCGUGAAAAAUACGUAAAAUAAUGAACGUAAUCUCGGCGAUAAAGCUGUACAUUACCAAGAUGGCCAAUGAGUCUGGCCCAGGGAUGAAGAUCCUCCUCAUGGACAAGGAAACGACCAGCAUCGUGUCAAUGGCCUUCAGUCAGUCAGAUAUGCUGCAGAAGGAUGUUUUCCUGUUUGAACGAAUUGACUCUCCGCGCUCCAAUGAACGCAUGAAGCACCUCAAGUGCAUCGUCUUUCUGCGCCCUUCCAAAAAUAACAUUGCCCUCCUCUCCCAUGAGCUACGGAGCCCCAAGUAUGGAUCCUACUACGUCUAUUUCAGCAACAUUAUUCCCCGGACUGAUAUCAAACUCCUGGCUGAGAGUGAUGAAAGUGAAUCUGUGCGGGAAGUCAAGGAGAUCUAUGCUGACUACCUCUCUGUCAAUGAUAAUCUCUUCUCCCUGAACAUUCCAACGUGCAUGCACGCCCUCAAUUGGACAGCAGACGCUCUCUCGAGGAGUGUGGAAGGUGUGACAGCUGUUCUGCUGUCCCUGAAGAUGAAGCCAGUCAUACGUUUCCGGGCGGGGAGUACUGUAGCUCAGGCACUAGCGAAGCAAGUCAAUGAGAAGAUAUCCAAAGAAUCGGCUCUUUUUGAGUUUCGCGUGCAGGAAUCCGGAGCUCCUCCUCCACUUCUGUUGAUUCUCGAUCGUCGGGACGAUCCUGUUACCCCAUUGCUGAAUCAAUGGACCUACCAAGCCAUGGUGCAUGAACUGCUGGGCAUCAACAACAAUCGUGUGGAUCUUUCGGGCAUUGCCGGAGCACCCAAAGAUAUGAAAGAAGUUGUCAUGUCCGUGGAUCAGGAUGAAUUCUAUGCGAAUAAUAUGUACUCGAAUUUCGGUGAAAUCGGCACAACGAUUAAAGGUCUCAUGGAUGAAUUCCAGAAGAAGGCAAAGGAUCAGAAGAAAGUAGAGAGUAUUGCUGAUAUGAAGAAUUUCGUGGAGACUUAUCCGCAAUUCCGGAAGAUGUGUGGCACUGUUACAAAGCACGUUGUGGUGAUUGGGGAACUCUCAUCGCAAGUUGCGAAGAAUAUGCUGCUGGAGGUGUCAGAGCUGGAGCAGGAAAUUGCCUGCCGGGCGGAUCAUUCUGCGCAACUUCAGCGUGUAAAGCGUCUUGUGGGUGAAGGGAAGGCAAGCCUGAAGGAUGCCCUUCGGCUCAUCCUCCUCUACUCCCUUCGCUAUGAACGUCAUGCAAAUUGUGACAUCACAGGGCUGCUGCAGACACUCAAGAGUCGUGGAGGGCCAGCACAUAUUGUUCCAAGGAUGCUGGAGUAUGCGGGGCAGCAUACUCGACAGGGGGAUCUCUUCAGCACGGUAAAGAUCACGGAUGCCGUGAAGUUGACGCGAAGCCUCAUCAAGGGGCUCAAGGGUGUAGAGAAUGUCUUCACGCAGCAUUCCUGCUUGCUCAAGGAAACCCUCGAAGAUGUCAUUCGUGGUCGUCCACUGGAUCCUCUCUAUCCAUCAAUUGGCUCUGAAUUGCCCUUCCGGAGGCCCCCGCAGCAUGUUAUUGUCUUCAUUGUGGGCGGUGCGACGUAUGAGGAAGCCCUGGCGGUGGCGCAACUCAACACGACCGGUCAGAGGAUCAUCUUAGGCGGCACAACCAUCCACAACAGCGAAUCCUUCUGCCGGGAAGUUAUAGCUGCAACAGCGGGAGUGCCAUUCAAGCAUACACGAUCCCUGCAGCAAUUCCAUGCCACAGACAAUGCCUAGAAAGCCAUCCUCCUAGCACGACAAGUUCUUCAUCACCCCCCUCAUGCUAUAUUCGCAUAAUUCUGUUCAGUCUCAAUGUGAUAUGUGUUUUAAAGUUUAUGAUUUUUAUUUAAAUGAAAAAUAUAGAUUUAUCAGAGAUUAACAAAA